AUGCUGCUUCAUUCCUUCUUUUACCCCCUCCUCCUCCUGCACGCGUUCCUCCAUGUCAGGGGAGCAGACCAAGCCGAAGGCGGAGACACGGACACCCCCGCUCCUCUGCCGAGCAGCAGCGGGGCCAACCUUAUCCCCUCCAGCUCCAGUCCCUCAACCAGCGGCAGCAACAACAACACAAGCAGCGGCAACAACAUGAGCAGCAGCAGCAGCAUGGGCAGCAGCGGCAUCGACGUGGACUGCAAGGGGGGAUACGGCGCGUGGUCUCCCUGUGAGCCUCUGGAGGGCCACGACACCCACCACGACUCCGAAGACGAAUUCAACUUACAGCGAGGCCCCGACGGCUACUACGUAGGGGAAUGUUUUCAGUAUCGGACAUACCACGUGAUUACUCCUUCAAGAGGUAACGGCAACAAAUGCAGCAAAAAGGACGGCUCGAAAGUGUUCCGCUACUGCAACGACUGCAGCGCAGUGCCGGCGGUGUACAAACACCUCCAGGCAGCCCCCAGCCCGCAGGUCUCCAGUAUUCGCUUCUUCGCCGUUGUCGCAGGCCUCCUUUGCCUUGUCACUACAAUUGUCUUCGUAGCCAUUUGCCUUAAAAAGACCUUCAUGCAAGACACUCAGCAACCUCCCGCAAUCCCCCUCUACCCCCCGUCUCCCAGCACACACGAAGCACCGCGGCAGCAUGAAGCCGCUAAGGGACUCUGCUUAGCGGCAGAUGAAGCAACCCAGGCAGCACCGUCCAGGUAG
Eimeria maxima is the source of this 750-nucleotide messenger RNA. RefSeq lists its product as hypothetical. Lineage: Eukaryota; Apicomplexa; Conoidasida; Eucoccidiorida; Eimeriidae. Bases 1 to 750 code for a protein of 249 amino acids. The record is from RefSeq and is a predicted model, not a curated record. The transcript has 2 exons.